UCUAUCUCUCUCUUCUUUUUUCUCCAAUUAAGUUCUUCAAAGAUGGAUAAGAAAGGAGGUAGUAGUAGCAGCAGCUCCCAAGAAGUAGAAGUAAGGAAAGGACCAUGGACCAUGGAAGAAGAUCUCAUUCUUAUAAACUACAUAGCUAAUCAUGGUGAAGGAGUUUGGAACACACUGGCACGUUCGGCAGGCUUGAAACGUACUGGAAAAAGCUGCCGUCUUCGAUGGCUGAAUUACCUGAGGCCGGACGUCCGAAGAGGUAAUAUUACACCUGAAGAACAGCUCUUGAUCAUGGAACUACAUGCUAGGUGGGGAAACAGGUGGUCAAAGAUUGCAAAACAUCUUCCAGGAAGAACUGAUAAUGAAAUAAAGAAUUACUGGAGAACAAGGAUUCAAAAGCAUAUUAAGCAAGCAGAACCAUAUCCAAGACAGAAUAAUCCUCAUGAACUGAACCACAAUGAAGCUACUAGCACAAGUAAUAACAUUUAUGAAGUUGGAGAUGGAAUGGAAGUUUACUCACCAUCAUCUUAUGCUGGAACCUUGGAAGCUUUCCCAGUUCCUUUACCUACUGAAUCAAAUGAAAACUUCUGGCCAAGUGUUGAGGAUCUCUGGUCUAUGCAGUUACUUAACAACGAUUGAACAAAUAAAAUUUUUAUAGUUUAUAUAAGUUUUUAUAGUUUGAAGUUAUAUAUAGUAGCUGUUAUGUCCAUAGUAAUACUAUUAAGAAUUUUCAAUGUUAGUUACUAGUCCACCUCUGGGUUGUAAUAUAUAAUAGAGAGACACAGUAUCUAUUAAAUCCAAAUACUGUAAUAAGUGAGACUGUUUUUGCUUAUUAUCUCAACAACAAGAAAAUUGAG
This is a messenger RNA of Telopea speciosissima, 857 nucleotides long. RefSeq names its product MYB-like transcription factor EOBI. Bases 43 to 639 code for a protein of 198 amino acids. Gene Ontology annotation, molecular function: DNA-binding transcription factor activity; sequence-specific DNA binding. Lineage: Eukaryota; Viridiplantae; Streptophyta; Magnoliopsida; Proteales; Proteaceae. The record is from RefSeq and is a predicted model, not a curated record. Gene Ontology annotation, cellular component: nucleus. Gene Ontology annotation, biological process: regulation of DNA-templated transcription. The transcript is spliced from 3 exons.